Messenger RNA from Dipodomys ordii (Ord's kangaroo rat), 2066 nucleotides. It is a transcript of the gene Nrep, whose product is annotated as neuronal regeneration related protein. The transcript is spliced from 5 exons. Gene Ontology annotation, cellular component: nucleus; cytoplasm. NCBI's taxonomy places the organism in Eukaryota, Metazoa, Chordata, Mammalia, Rodentia, Heteromyidae. The coding region runs from base 194 to 397 and encodes 67 amino acids. Gene Ontology annotation, biological process: regulation of neuron differentiation; regulation of transforming growth factor beta receptor signaling pathway; axon regeneration. The record is from RefSeq and is a predicted model, not a curated record.
CACACACACACACACACACACACACACUUGGAGAGCGCGCGCAAGGCAGGAAAACCUUCCCCUCCUUUUCCAAAGCUCAAGGCUGCACUUCUUGGAAGUGUAGAGAGGAGAGAGUGAGCAGGGAGCGGGCUUUUGUCUGUUGGUCUCCCUGGACUGAAGAGAAUAGAAGUCCAAGACUAUUAAGAUUCUCAAAAUGGUUUACUACCCAGAGCUCCUUGUCUGGGUCAGUCAAGGACCAUUUCCAGACAAGGAAAUGGAUGGAAGUCUUCCUAAGGGAAGAUUUCCUGUCCCAAAGGAAGUGAACCGCAAGAAAGAUGAGACCAGUGCUGCCCACCUGACUCCGCUGGGCAGCAAUGAACGCGGCUCCCCAAGUAUCAGUUACCUCCACUCUUUUUAAUCGUGACACCUCCAUUUGUAUUACAUAUGGUGUAUGGGUAUUGAUGAGGUCAUGGUAUCAUAUAUGGGAUUUUUUUCUGUGUAAAUCAUCGAGUGUAAGAAGAAACUAUGGGACUCUGAGCCUUGCUUUACAGAAUUUACAGUGGACAAACAGGUAUCAUCAAACCAGUUUUUAAUCAUCCUGACUCAAGUGAAAACGCUCAGAAUUUCACACUGUGAAUCCACGUUUACAAAUCCCUACAGAUGGGCCUUCAGGCCUGGUUCGCCACGACAAUGUCUUCCACAACUCAAACCCCUGCCGUGCUUACAUGACUGGUCCACUCUGCCUUCUCGCUCACACAGCUCCUGACUGCUUUUGUGCAGAGGCUGAGAGUCCCCAUUUUUUUUUUUUCAUUUAGAUGUAACAUGCCUAGUAGUUUAUGUUCAUCAAUUGUCUGUAUAUCUCUAUAUUUUAUCCAUGUACUCUUUUGAUGUAUAGAAGUAGUUCGAAACUCAUUGUUUCCUUGUGGUAAGUGACCGAGAUGCUGCCACAGGACCUGAGACACUGAUGAAUGGUGCUAUUUUGGACUUUCAACAUGCUCCUUGGCGAGGUAGCUCUGAUGGAGUUAUUUUUUAUUUCCAUGUUCUAAGAAGGUGUUGGUACUCUGUUUCCCUGAAUGUCGUUCUCUAGACUGGAUUGACUUGUUUCCUUGUGUCUUCAGUGUGGCUUUCUUCCUCAGUGCUGUAGGUUGAAUGAAUGCUACCGAGAGUGUGAGAGCCUGCCGUCCCACUGGCUGGCACUCCUGGACAACGCAGUCAGCGUAGCGGGAGCAAUUGCAAAACUGUAAUUUACUUACCAAAUCUCUUCCUUUCCAUAGCCUCGCCUGCCUGACUUAGAGAAAGAAAAGCAAUAAUUUUACAGGCAUUUUGAGGUGUCUCUUUGGAUUCUUUUCUGUUUGACUGGAUAUUUGGGGGAAGGGGAAGGGUACACAUUAGAAAUAAAUAAAUAAAUGUCCGAUGAUGGAUGGGGUGGGGGUGGGGUGGAGAUCCAAGGCACUGGAACUUAAGUAGGAAUAAGGAACAUGACAUACCUGACCCAAAAAUUAAGUUGGAAAAAAAAAUGUCUUUACAAGUAAUGAUGGUAAAAGGGAGAGCACUCUCUUUUGUCUGGCAGUUUUUGAUUCACAAGGUGUAGACUUUGCAAUUUUGUCCUUGCUCCUGAUGAAAUGGAUAGACAAACAAAAAUCAGAUCAGAUAAUACCAUCUACUCAUGGAAUUGUUGUUGUGUUAGCCAGUCUGAAAGCCCACCUUAAUUUUUAUACAACUGUCUUUUAGCUCUUCCUUUGACAGGGCAGGCCUUGUUCUGAACUGUUUCUCCCUUCUGACUGUUAAACACGAUGACUGCAUGCGCUACAUUUCUUUGUUCUUUCCUUGCUCCCCCAUUGGCCUGAGUUUCUUGUGUGCUCCUCCCACCCGCCCCCCCUCCUCUGUUAGAAUAAGUAUAUCAGCUGUGUAAAUAGAGCAAGAAAACAGUAUUCUGCAUCUGUGACAUUUAUGUAGAGUUGCAGUUGUGUGCUGCUGAAAAUGCAGGCUUUUGUAAACAAUGUGAUCUUUACUGAUGCACUCACAAGUACCCAAUGUAUUUUAGCUAUUUUAGUAGUAUUUGUUCAAUAAAUAUGCAAGCUGUAUGA